Penicillium chermesinum is the source of this 1485-nucleotide messenger RNA. RefSeq names its product COP9 signalosome complex subunit 1. Gene Ontology annotation, cellular component: COP9 signalosome. The transcript is spliced from 3 exons. The record is from RefSeq and is a predicted model, not a curated record. NCBI's taxonomy places the organism in Eukaryota, Fungi, Ascomycota, Eurotiomycetes, Eurotiales, Aspergillaceae. Bases 1 to 1485 code for a protein of 494 amino acids.
AUGGACACCCUACCUCCCGCCGAUGCGUUUGCUCCGGCGGCAGAGGAUUCCUACUUGGCGAACAAUUCGAGUGGUCGGCCAGGUACCGCAUCCGUAGGGGCGGAUGGCUCUCUCAAGCUCAAAGUCGAUGAACCACAGAUUCAUAGCGAGGCUGAGUCUCUUUACUCAUCAUUCUCAUCGCCAGGCCGGACACGAUUCAACCGACUCUAUCUUAUCGGCACAACUUCCACCGUACUAUCUGUUGACGCACUGAAGGCUGCAAUCGUCGAGGCAAAAAACGGAAAGGACAUCAAAAAUUACGAAAGAGCUGUCCGUGCCUUGGCCGAAGUAGCGCCAAAGGAGCCAGAGGCAUCUCUGGAUACUGUAUGGGCCCAGAACCUUCAGCGGAAUAUCAGCGCCCAGACGGAGCGUUUGGAGCAUGAACUUCGUGGCUACAAAAAUAACCUAAUCAAGGAGAGCAUUCGCAUGGGUAACGAGGACUUGGGGAAUCACUACUAUGAAACUGGUGACAUGGUGGCCGCGUCAAAAGCGUAUUCCCGCAUGAGAGAUGUAUGCACAACCCCAAACCAUAUUACAUCGAUGAUUUUUAAAAUGAUCAACGUCUUCAUUGAACGCAAUGACUGGUUGGGCGUUGCAUCUUACGCUGGUCGACUUCGCACCACUCAGGCCAAACCUGAGGAAAUGGCCAGGAACCAGCCCAAGAUGGCCAGUGCGCUUGGCCUCAGUCAGAUGCAUUCGAACCAAUUUUUUGAAGCUGCCAAGACCUUUCUCUCCGUCGAUCCCAGCCUCGCGGAUACCUACAAUGAAGUCCUUACACCAAACGAUGUUGCCGUCUACGGUGGCCUCUGCGCCCUGGCCUCGAUGAACCGCAGUGAGCUCCAACGGCUAGUGCUAGACAACAGCACUUUCCGCAACUUCCUUGAACUUGAGCCCCACAUCCGUCGCGCUAUCGCCUUCUUUUGCAAUUCCAAAUUCCGCCCAUGCCUUGAAAUUCUAGAAGCAUACCGCGCAGACUACCUUCUCGACCUCCACCUUCAGCGUCAUGUAGCUACUCUCUACGGCCGCAUCCGUACGAAAGCCAUUCAACAAUUCCUUCUUCCUUUCAGCAGCGUCACCCUCGAUUCCAUGGCGGCGAUCUUCGCUCCCGAGGUUGUGGGUGGGCAGGCCCGCCCUACCGGUACCAUGUCACCUUUUGUGCACGAGCUGAUUGGUCUCAUCAAAGACGAUGUCCUUGACGCUCGUAUUGAUCUUGAGAAGGGAUUGCUGGUGUCCAACCAGUCUGAUCUAAGAAAUGAGGUACAAGCAGAGGCGCUGGAAAGCGUGCGUUCUUUCAAUGACGAGCUCCAUUUGCGUACCCUCCGUGCGUCUGUACUCCACGCUGGCCUUCAGCUCUCUCCUCCGGACCCAGAAAGAAAGACAGGGCGUGGACGGAUAGCAGCCAGUGCAGGAAAGGGCCCUCGAGGCCAAGGACUGGCUGGCUACUAA